AUGGCUUCCUCAAGUGCCUCUUCUUAUUCCUUACGUCAAAAAAUGGGCGAACAUCAUGAAAGAAGCCUCCAACAAGAAAUGAUCAUGGGAAUCUACCAACCAGUUACGCAUGUGGUUGAUAAGGCUGACAUAGACUUGGACCAGAGAACUAUAGAAGGUCGACUGGCAUUGGGAACCUCCGAAGGAACGGACCAAGCCCAAAAAGUGUUUGAAAAGGGAGCCUAUUCCAAGCCCUAUGCAUAUUUGACACUCUCCCCUGCUUUGACUGCCAUUGUCCCCGUGGGUACCAACGUCACUGGCCAAACCGCAAACGGUGUGGAAAUCCGAGGAACUACCUACGAGAUGGAUGCCCAAGUGGGAGAUACUCCGUUGCUGGUACGGUAUUCAUCUGAGAACAAUCAGCAGUGCCUUGUAGGAGGAAACCCCAAUCCAAAUACUACUGGGUGUUUUGCUGAAUCGGGAACAAUAUCCAUUGGCGGGGGCCCACCGCAUUCGUACUCGUAUCGUCCACUCGAGGACAAUUACAAUGGCCGAAAUUUCCAAAAGUGGAGCAUUGAAGCAAAGAAGAAAAUGUACUCGUGUGACACGGGAUGUCCCUUUGCAACAUACAACAAAUUCUAUCAAUACUACAACUCAUUUGAUUACGCGAACCAGUGGGUAACGGCAGCCUUUGCUGGGAACUCGACAUCGUUUGCGAAUGGCAAUGCAGACUUCAGCAAGCUGGGAUUGGAAGGAAGGGCAGCGGCCAUUCGGUAUGGAAAUGUGUACAUGAAUGUCUGGAUGCAUGUCAUUAAGAAAAUGCAAGGGGGCAUCAACAUCUGCGAGACGACGUGUUCGCCAGGUUCUUGCAGCAAUGACACUGCUCAUGAAUUUGACCAGGCAGCGGCGUACUACACUGGAUCCGAACCAUUAGCUAACGCGAAAGUCGACGGAUACAUGCUCUAUGCUUUGGCCCAAGUGGAGUGCAAGAAGUUUGGCACCUGUCUCAACAAUGGAAUGGCAAGAGCAAACUUUCAGAUAUACAGUUUGCUUGAAGAGGGCAAAAACUACCUUCUGCAGGGCAACUGCACUGGGGCCAAGCUGCAGAAGGAGCGCAUCACAGCACUCAUGGCAAUUCCGCUUGUUCAAGGGACGCUGCGAACAGCCUAUGCUUUGGACGUACAGUACAAUCGUCAAGAAACAACACAGGGGCAAGCGGCUGCCUUUGCUGCAGCCGUGCUGCCGAUUCUCCAUGCUUGCAGUGCUCCUCGUGCUCUCCAAGUGUACAUUGAUUUAGCCGUGGGGAGCGGAAACAGUGUGAGCUAUGAAGUGAUCAAAGACGCAUUGGAGAAAACAUACGAUUGCUUGCAAAUAUCUUGCCACGAUGUCGGAGGGCUGUUGGAUCCGGUUGGCAACGGUUUGUACCUAAAGGGCGCCGCACCUUGUGAUUUCACAGGACCCACGAGCGCAUCCACAGGCUCGAGUCAAUAUAAUGUCCCCACUGGGACACAAUCCACAGGCUCGAGUCAAUCUUCUUCUUCGUCCACCACUUCGACAAGUAGCAGCAGCGGCGGCAGCGCGGUGUCUGCUUCUCACAAGAGAACUGAUGGAGGCGACGCAAAUGUUGGAUUGGCCGUGGGACUCACUCUUGGACUGGCGGCGUUCAUCGUCGUUGUGGUCAUGUUGGUGACAAGGAGUAAGAACCAGGUCGAAUUUGACACGGCGGUCGACGGAACAGUGGCUGAAGAGCUCGAAAUGUCCGGACCAGUAUCAGCAUAA
Seminavis robusta is the source of this 1758-nucleotide messenger RNA. The record is from the annotation of a GenBank genome assembly. NCBI's taxonomy places the organism in Eukaryota, Bacillariophyta, Bacillariophyceae, Naviculales, Naviculaceae.